AUGAAGCCUCCAGAUGGCACUGAAUGGGAAGUACAAUGGACCAAACAGAAUGGUGAGGUUUGGUUUGAAAAGGGUUGGAAGGAAUUUGUUGAAAAUUAUUUCCUGGAUCACGGCCAUUUGGUUUUCUUCAACUAUGAAGGGACUUCUCAGAUUCAUGUACUCAUACUUGACCAUACUACACUAGAAAUUCACUACCCUUCUUCUCAUACUCGUGAAGAAAAUGACAACCUUGUCCAGAGUGAUGAUGAAUCAGUUCAAGUUUUGGAGGAAGGGCCUGACAAGAAUGCUGAAGAAAAUGACAACCUUGUCAACAAGUUAAGGUUUUGGAUGAAGGGCCUGACCAGAAUAUUGCUGAUGAAUCAGUUCCAAGUUUUGGAUGAAUGGCAUCACCAGAAUGCUACACAAAUCAAAGGUGAAGGAAGUUUAUCAAUGAAUUGGCCAAAGGAAGCUAGAGCUCAGAAAUUAGCAAGAAAAUUCGUCUCAUUCAAUCCAUUUUUCACGUAUGUACCAGAUUUGAAAAGCUAUAUUGGGAACACGAAGAUUGUGAUGCUGCAAGUUGGGGAGAAUCAUGGAGUGUGA
Molecule: messenger RNA, 579 nt
Organism: Glycine soja
Lineage: Eukaryota; Viridiplantae; Streptophyta; Magnoliopsida; Fabales; Fabaceae
Product: B3 domain-containing protein At1g49475-like
Exons: 3
Coding region: 1-579 (192 amino acids)
Molecular function (GO): DNA binding
Source: RefSeq, a predicted model, not a curated record